Molecule: messenger RNA, 1485 nt
Organism: Saprolegnia parasitica CBS 223.65
Lineage: Eukaryota; Oomycota; Saprolegniomycetes; Saprolegniales; Saprolegniaceae
Exons: 3
Coding region: 24-1436 (470 amino acids)
Biological process (GO): translational initiation
Cellular component (GO): eukaryotic translation initiation factor 3 complex; cytoplasm
Molecular function (GO): translation initiation factor activity
Source: RefSeq, a predicted model, not a curated record
GUCGAGAUUUCCCUUUAGCAAGCAUGAGCGACUACAACGACGACAAGGCGCCCGAGUUCAUCUUCCCCGACUCGGUCAAGGGAUGGUUCCUCUCCAUGUCCAACGCCAUGAUCGCGGGCAACGUGACCGAGAUGGGCCGUCUCUACGACAAGGAGUUUGCGACCUUGACGGCCAACUACUUUAAGCAGUCGCCGUGGCCGGAGCCGGAUGUCGUCGGCCCGCUCGUGUACGACGACGCGGUCUUCAUGACGCUCUACACGCAGAUCUACUACCGCCACAUGUUCUCGAAGCUCCAGCCCACGAGCGAGUUCAAGCAGGCGAGCUGGGACAACUACUGCGCGAUCUUUGAUGGGAUCCUCGACGCGUCGCUCGAGCUCGAGGCGCUGCCGUCGCAGUGGCUCUUUGACAUUGUCGGCGAAUUCGUGUACCAGUACCAGUCGUUCUGCCAGUACCGCGCGAAGCAAGCCAACGCCGCCGACGUCAAGAGCUCCAUGUGGAACACCAAGGCCGUGCUCUCGUACCUCCAGCGCCUCGUCGCGAUCUCCAACAUCAAGGCUGUCCUCGCCGACCCGUCGCUCCCGGUUCCGAACGAGUCGGUCAAGGAGCUCGGCUACUUUGCACUCAUCUGCCUCUCGCGCGCCCACGUCCUCUUUGGCGAUUACUUUACCGCGCUCGCGAUCCUCAAGCCGAUCGACUUUUCCAAGCGCGACCAGCUCCACCAAAAGAGCUACAGCUGCAACGUCUCGGUCUACUACCACAUGGGCUUUGCCCAGCUCAUGCUCGGUGACGUCGCCGCGUCGAUCAAGUCGUUUGCCAAGAUCAUCCUCCAGGUCCACCGCAACCGGUCGUACUACUCCAAGUUUGCCGACUAUGACCAAGUCAACAAGCUCACGGAGAAGGCCCUCGCCUUGCUCAUGCUUGCGGCGCACCUCUGCCCGGGCUUUACGGUCGAAGACCAGAUCCACGCGCUCCUCCGCGAGAAGCUCUCUGACAAGCAGGCUGCGAUUCAGAAGGGGGACCUUGUCGUGCUUUCGGAUGUCUUUUCGUUCUCGGCGCCCAAGUUCAUUUUGCCGAGCGUGACGGCCGAGUCGGAGGAUGUGUCCAAGGAGGCCACCGCGCUCCAGCUCAAGCUCUUUCUGGCACUGGUCGAGCGCCACGCGGCGCUGCCGUCGCUCCGCUCGUACGUCAAGCUGUACCGGUCCCUGGACGUGGCCAAGCUCGCGCGCUUCCGCGGCGUCUCGGAAGCGUCGGUCCUCGCCGAGAUCAUGGCGUUCAAGCUCCACGCCGAGUCGCUCCAGUCGGACGUGCACUUUUACGUGGCCGACGGCCUCGUCAAGGUCGACGAACAGAAGCGCGAGCAGCGCACGGGCCAGUACUUUAUGACGCAAAUCGCCAAGUUGCAGCGGGUCGUGGACUCGUGCGCGACGACCGACUAGAGUUGUUUUAUAGUAGAGCUUAUCUCCUAAUUCCUUUUUUUCGCACCGG